This is a messenger RNA of Pseudoliparis swirei, 3446 nucleotides long. RefSeq names its product StAR-related lipid transfer (START) domain containing 3 (gene stard3). Gene Ontology annotation, molecular function: cholesterol binding; cholesterol transfer activity. NCBI's taxonomy places the organism in Eukaryota, Metazoa, Chordata, Actinopteri, Perciformes, Liparidae. The transcript has 15 exons. The record is from RefSeq and is a predicted model, not a curated record. Gene Ontology annotation, cellular component: late endosome. Bases 140 to 1486 code for a protein of 448 amino acids.
GUUUGUGGCGUUGAAAUGACGGAUGUGUUCAUCUUGCGGCCACAUUUACUCUCUGGAAGGUCAGCCCCGGAAGACUGGUAACGCGAAGCGAUGGUCAUGCGCUAAACCAACAGCGGGAGUUUCCUGACUCACCGCAGGAAUGCCAGGUGGAGACUACGGGGAGCUCGGGGGCAGCCUCCCUGGCAUCGGCUCCCUGAACGCCUCCUUCUCUACGUCGCUGUCCCUCCCGUACCUGUUGGUACCACCCGCCGAGCGCAAGGCCAUCUCUGACGUCCGACGCACCUUCUGUCUCUUCGUGACCUUCGACCUGCUCUUCAUCUCCCUUCUGUGGAUUAUUGAGCUGAAUAUCUCCAGCUCAAUCUGGGACAGCUUGAAAAAUGAAGUCGUCCUUUAUAACUACAAGUCUUCCUUCUUUGACAUCUUUCUGCUCGCCUUGUUUCGUUUCCUGUGUCUACAAGUGGGUUACGCUGCAUUUCGGUUGAAGCAUUGGUGGGUUAUAGCGUUCACCACUCUAGUGACCAGCGUCUUCCUCGUUGUUAAGGUCAUCGUCUCUACCCUGCUUUCCCAGAAUGCCUUUGGCUAUGUGAUACCCAUCACUUCGUUUGUGGUGGCCUGGCUGGAGACGUGGUUCCUUGACUUCAAGGUGCUCACCCAGGAGGCCGAUGAUGAGAGAGCCUACCUGGCAGCGGUGAACGCAGCCUGUGAACGAGUCACGAUGAUCUACCCCCACGCUGCUUCAGACGGACAGUUUUACUCUCCGCCUGAAUCCAUCGCAGGCUCGGACGAAGAUCUGGACGAGGAGGGUCUUGGACGCAGAGCGGUCACUUCACAGGAGAAGGAGUAUGUGAGUCAGGGGCGGGAGGCCAUGUCGGUGGUGGAGCAGAUCCUGGCCCAGGAGGAGAACUGGAAGUUUGAAAAGAACAAUGACAUGGGCGACUCGGUCUACUCUCUGGAGAUCCCCUUCCAUGGAAAGACUUUCAUUCUGAAGGCCUUCAUGCAGUGUCCCGCCGAGCUCGUGUAUCAGGAGGUGAUUCUGCAACCAGAGAAGAUGGUCCAGUGGAACAGAACGAUCGCUGCCUGCCAGAUCCUCCAGAGGGUUGACGACAACACGCUGGUGUCAUAUGACGUGUCGUCUGGAGCAGCAGGAGGAGUUGUGUCUGCGAGGGACUUUGUUAACGUUCGACGAGUGGAGCGCAAACAAGACUGCUACCUGUCGGCUGGCAUGGCAACCAACCACGACGCCAAACCUCCAGUGGGCCGCUACGUCAGGGGAGAGAACGGUCCAGGAGGAUUUGCGGUCCUCAAAUCCAGCAGUAACCCGUCCGUCUGCACCUUCAUCUGGGUGCUGAACACGGACCUAAAGGGCCGACUGCCUCGCUACCUCAUCCAUCAGAGUCUGGCCGCCACCAUGUUUGAGUUUGUGUCCCACUUGCGGCAGCGUGUCACCGAGCUGCGGCCCUCCCUCCGUUCCCACCAGCACACCUAGUACAGGGGGGGGGGCGUCCAACCGCGCGGGUGGAGAGGCGCCGCUCCUGUUUUCUCGAAGUGGACCCUAGAACCGGGCGUAGCAGGAUCGAAGGCUGAAGGGAGGUGCCACCGUGACGUCUAAUCACAGGAGACGGCAGACAUUUCAGUCACAGCAGAAGAAGAGUUCUUUUUUUAGUCGUCACCGCGUCCAUAUGUUUGCGUGGACCUGUCAUUGUUUAGCCGUGCAGUGAGAACUGUGUUCCCCGAACCUGCGGAGUCAUCUUGAGGCCGGGGGAAGACUUUGGUGAGGAAGUCGAAGCCUCUCCCUGUUUGGGUCUCGUGAAGCAUCUCUGGGCCUCAUCUCACCGCGCACUUUGUUAGACGUUGAUUUGCUGCCUUUUGUUUAUUGUUGAGAUUUUGUUUUGCGUCUGUUUUUACUUCAUCAUCUUAUUCGGUUUUCUCCGGUGCGCCAGCCCUAAACAGAUCCGCACCUCACGGCCAUAUUUACGACUAACAUUUACAUUUGACUUUGUAAAGUUAUUUCCACACUUUGUACUCCUUUUUACUCUUUUUUUUACUCCUCUGUGAUUGGCGGGGUGAGAAGUCACCUGCAGUCUAAUCGGGACUCCACCGACACGCACGAAAACGCCUUUUAGGUCGACGUCCGAUGCUCGGGUGCAAACAAAUCCAUCAGUUAACUUCUACUGAGGGCUUUAAAUACUGCUUUUUGUUUUGCACUCUGGGAUCGGCCAGGAAAGUAAACCAGGACGCAGAUCAGGCAGCUGUUAAUUAAUCUGUGUGGAAUGAUCAAACUCAUGAAGACGACUGAAAAUGAUGCUGAUGGUGUUCAUUAUUUAGGUCGCCGUGUACUUUGGUAUCUUUGGUGCUGAUGACCUUCCGUGGCCUUACGGUGAAAUCGAUGACUCAUCAUUUGUCAUCAAAAGUUGUUCAUGUGCUGAUUUGAUUGACAUUGGCUUUUUUCUGGCCUCCCGUCAGGCCCUGGGAUUUUGACCCUGAAUUAGUUUGUUUCUAUUUGUUACAUCAUGCAGCAUGAUGUUGUGUUUAGACUUUUAGAAAUGACACUUCUAUCGUAAGUUUUAGCUCAGUUUCAAAAUCUGUACCUCCAGAAACUCCAGGUGUACCAUUACAUCUGCCGAGGAGCUCGUGUUUCAUGUUGUUUGUCAGCAGGAUUACAGAAAGUCCACAAGCCUGAUGUUCACGAUACUCGGUGGAAGGGAAACAAGUCGAGGAUGAAUCCAUCACAUCUUGGAGCGCAUGCAGAUCAAAGGGCAGAUCCACUUUAUUUCUCACAUUCGACGUUGCAGCAGGUAGAGCACGCCAUGGCGGAGGUGUGCACGCUCGGUGCUGUUCCUGUUGCAAAGGUAUUAAACUGGCAGACGACUGAGGUCCAGUUACUACGAGUUGAACCAAAGAGCGUGACUUGUUCUUUUCAACCUUGCGAAACGAGACACAAAACAACUUGAGCUGGAUGUGUGUAGUCGUGAGGCUCUGACUCUGUGGUCAUUCGUCACAUCGUCAGAACUUUGAGGCGUUUUACUUUGUACGCCCGGGUGUUUCUGAGUGCUGUGAUCAGUCUGGUUAUUAUUCUCAUGAAGUCCAAAACAAGUGGCUAUUGAGAUUUAACUGGAUAACUUGAGGAUUGAUUUUAAGCUACAUAUUGUAGUGAGAUCAUUUCAAAUGUAAUAAAUUAAUGCCAUCAACAAUUUGGUGCCUUUAUCAGAGUAAUGUUACAUGUCAGCCUUUUCUUUUUCUUUGCAUUUGUUAUACUGUUAAAUCAAUGCUGAAUACCGUCACAUUAUACUGUACGUAUAUGAAGCCUGCUAUUUUUUUUUAUAAUACCUUAAAUGUAUCUAGGGAUCAUUCUUCACACAUGUUAAUUUAAAUCCAUCACAGGAAUACUGACCAACAGUUUUUAAGUCUUAACAAGUGUCUUAUGUCUAAUAAAAUAUAUGAACUCA